UAGAUUGUCCAAACUACCUCAGGUCUGAAGCAAAACAAUCCAGGUACCAAAACAUUACAGAGUACAGACCCAUCCAGACCCGACCCGGUCUAAAUAUCUUCAAAUUCAUUUUUUUGUGUUCAUUAUUUGCUCAUCAGUGGCAGACCAUACCAGCAAUCUGCUGCAGCCGGGUUUAGAUCCAAGCCUUCUGUUCUUUGUAUUUUCAAGUUUUUGAGCUGCUAUAUGAUAUCUAUAUGAAAGCUGAAGAAACUAACUCAAUAACUAGUGGGUAUGGAAAUCCUCCCUGGGUUUUCAAAGGCAGUGCCCUAUACCAGCUCAAUCUCGUGAAGGCUGAAACAGCUCGAGCUUUUAUACCAAAAGAGUUUAGACUUGUUGAAGCAUUUGGGUAUACUCUGGGUGGCUUCUUUCUUGCCAAUUACAGUGACAGCCCCGUUGGAACUUUUGAUGAGCUGGUGGUGAUUGGUGGAAUUGUAUGGAAUCCCCCUACAUCUUGCGCAUGGGCAGCUAGGGUACUCGUUAGCAGUAAUGAAGCAUGCCUUCAUGGCCGAAAGGACGUAGGACUUCCAAGUUAUGUUGCCAAGUUCUCAAAGCAAAUUUCAGCAACUCCAAAGCCAAAAAGUAAAUUCAAUACCUUUCUAAACAUGAUCGGUGUUGGCGGUUCAACAAAUUGCAUGGAUAUACAAGUCUCUGAAACUAAGGAUACUGCUGCAGCGGACUUCUGUAAUAUCAACCUAACUACUGGGGAUGCCGUAAAUGAGCUGAAUUCUGGUAAAUGGACGGGUCCAACUAUGAAGAUGUCACUCCCUAGCUACAGUGGCAGAACGGAGUAUAACCCUCAUCUUCUGAAGUACUCUUGCCAGAUUGACUGCAGGGUAAAACUAACGUCACCGGCUAAAGUUUUGGGGCCAUCUGCAGAGCAAAAUGACACAACACAACAUCCUGAUGGCGAACAUUCUGAAAAUAAAAGAAACCUGAGCAUUGAUGUUUUGCUAUCAAAGCCCAUCUUAGCUCUGCAGUUCAAUUGUCUAAAGAUGGUUGUGGAAUCUCCUCUUAUGGUAUCUCAUGGCUUACUGAAUCCCUCAGAAAAAUGACCUGUCAUUUUGUUGAUUUGUUUAACAUAUUAUCGGCGGCAGUCCCAAGUAGAAUAACACUUGAUGGAAAUUCCGGUAAAGAGUUGAAGUAAUAAUUUUCCCAUCACAAGCGUCUGUUGGAUGAUACAUUUAAGAUAAUUAAAAGAAUAUCUUUCAAAUUUGAAUGUCAAGUGAUCCAAAGGUGUAGUUUGAGGAUGAUGGUUUAUAUGAUCAUAAAUAUAUAUCAUUUUAAGGAUAAAUAUAUAUCAUUUUAAGGGUA
This is a messenger RNA of Daucus carota subsp. sativus, 1350 nucleotides long. Its product is annotated as protein NEOXANTHIN-DEFICIENT 1. Lineage: Eukaryota; Viridiplantae; Streptophyta; Magnoliopsida; Apiales; Apiaceae. The transcript has 11 exons. The record is from RefSeq and is a predicted model, not a curated record. Bases 234 to 1091 code for a protein of 285 amino acids.